CCCUCGUGCAAGAUACAAGCGAGCAGGAAGCUACUUAUGUCCACCAAUCAUUUCGAUGUAUCGAGAAAAUCAUCGGAAUUAUUCUCGAACUCUCGAAAAGUUUAGAUAUUUGGCAACGAUUGUAUAUACUCGUUUUCGCACAAACAAUGCUGUUUCUGAUUCGUGAUUGCUUCUGAUUUGGAAAUACGCAAAUCUACUUCGUUGAUUUUUUAAAAAUUAAUUAAUUUAUAUUGUAAAAAAUAAAUAAAGAUGUUUGUAUUAUUUUGUACAAAAUUGAUUCAAACGAAAAUUUUUUAUUAAAAAAUAAUUUUAUUGAAUAUCAUUUAAAUCGCGACUUAGGAUUGGUUAUCAUUAAAUAUUACCGGAUGUAAUAAUACGACAUCUGUAGGUUGAAUUUUAAAUAUUGAACGGAUAAGCAAUUGAAAGUUAGGUUAACUUCCUUUUUUUCGGUGUGAAAAACUGUGAGACAUAUCUUCAAGAUGGUGAAGAUUAUGAAAACAGGAAAAGUCGUAUUGGUUCUUAGUGGCCGAUAUGCUGGAAGAAAAGCUAUCAUCAUGCGUAACUAUGAUGAUGGAACUACAGAAAAACAAUAUGGACAUGCAAUGGUAGCUGGUAUUGAUCGAUAUCCACGUAAAGUACACAAAAGAAUGGGUAAAGCAAAAAUUCACAAACGUUCUAAAAUCAAACCAUUUGUGAAAGUAUUAAAUUAUAAUCAUUUAAUGCCAACAAGAUAUACUGUAGAUUUACAUUGGGAUAAAGUAACACCUAAAGAUCUUAAAGAUCCAAUGAAACGCAAGAAGAUACGAUUUCAAACUCGUGUUAAAUUUGAAGAAAAGUACAAAUCUGGUAAAAACAAAUGGUUCUUCCAAAAAUUACGGUUUUAAUUAAAUUUAAAUAAAUAUAAAAUUUACAAGUA
Molecule: messenger RNA, 916 nt
Organism: Apis dorsata (giant honeybee)
Lineage: Eukaryota; Metazoa; Arthropoda; Insecta; Hymenoptera; Apidae
Gene: RpL27
Product: 60S ribosomal protein L27
Exons: 4
Coding region: 480-884 (134 amino acids)
Biological process (GO): translation
Cellular component (GO): ribosome; cytosolic large ribosomal subunit
Molecular function (GO): structural constituent of ribosome
Source: RefSeq, a predicted model, not a curated record